GACUCGCUGGCCGCCGCGCGGUGGGUCGCCGAGGACCUCGUUGGCGUCGGCCCCGUGCGGCUGGGGCUGCCAGGUCUGAGCGCCCUGGCCAUGAUCAUCAAUCCAAUGUUGGAGGUGGUUCCGAGGAUCCGCCGCGAGCGGGACGUCGGCAUGCUGCCCAUGCUCCCGUACACCGCCAUGACUGUCUGCGGCGUCAUCUGGUUCGUGUACGGGGUGCUCCAGGGGAUCAUGUCUGUGGCGAUCAUCAACGCCGUCAUGGAGGGCAAAACGUGCACUUUUGCCCUCCGCGCUUCCAGCUCACGCUGGGCGCCUACUACUGCCUGGUGUUCUCGCGCUUCUGCCCUGGCACCGCCGACUGGUUGCCCUGGACUUUGA
Molecule: messenger RNA, 375 nt
Organism: Prorocentrum cordatum
Lineage: Eukaryota; Dinophyceae; Prorocentrales; Prorocentraceae
Source: the annotation of a GenBank genome assembly